AAUAAAAAGAGAUCUUGUGUGAAAACGGCGCAACCCAUUUGCGUAUCGGGCUUUGAGUGAGCGGAGGAACUCAACACUUCGCUGCUCAGUUUGGAGCGAUGGCGGCAUGAAUGAAGCUUUGAUCUCACCUUGGCCGCCCGCCAACUGUUCAAAGACCCGAAAACAAGAGGAGAGAAAUUUCUUGAUUGAUGAAGUAGAAGGGUAUGGCUUGGAGGCGCAGUUUGUCCACCACCGGAACCUUAAUUGCCAGAAGGCUCCGCCUGUCAUUCUUUCACAUUCACCGCAACAACCGCGAUGAACCAAUUAUCUGUUCGCCAGGAAGGCAUUAUUCAUCUCCGUCCACUUCAAUCAACUCAUUGCCCUGUGCUGCUUCCGGGUCAAGGAAUCUUCUCAGCCCUCGAUCAAUGGAGAGACAGGGUUUGUUGUUCAUGCCACCUCCUGGGAUCAGCUCCUCGCUGUGUAGAUAUAUGUCCAAUGCUAGUGGAGAUGACAGCUCGUUUAAGAUUGAUGACUUUGUUGGGGAAGCAACCCCUGAGAAGGUGAUGGAUGUGGUUACUUCCCAACCUUCUGCUAUGAGUGAAGUGGCACUUGCUGCAGCAGACUCUUCUUACCCUGUUGCCGGAAUUGAGUACCUGAUUGGUGCGGUGCAUUCGUUUACUGGCUUGAAUUGGUGGGCAUCUAUAGCCUUGACAACUGUAUUAAUCAGAGGAGCGACAGUUCCGCUGCAAAUAAAUCAAAUGCGUUCUACUGCAAAACUCAGUUUAAUGAGACCGCGCGUGGAAGAGUUGAACCAAACAUUGAGGGAGACGGCAAAUGAUCCUGAUGCUGCGUCCAAAUACCUGCAAAGUUUCGCAUCAUUAUUCAAAGAAUAUGGCAUCAGUCCAUUCACUCCUCUGAAAGGACUCCUGAUGCGAGGUCCCAUCUUCAUUAGUUUUUUCUUUGCUAUAAAAAACAUGGCUGAAAAAAUUCCUUCUUUUCAAACUGGUGGAACUCUCUGGUUUGUCAAUCUGGCAACUCCAGAUAGCCUUUACAUCCUACCAAUCCUGACAGCUCUGACCUUCUGGAUUGCUGUGGAGUUCCAUUUAGAAGAAGGACUCAAUGGAACUGCUGUGGCUGGUACCAUGAAAAAAUUCUUUAGGGUCUUCACUGUUCUCUCAAUUCCAGUUAUGAUGUGUUUCCCAAAGGCAAUGUUUGGUUAUUGGCUUACCUCCAACAUGUUCUCCCUUGCAUUUGGAUUAGUGGUACAACAGCCAGGGGUCAAGAAAUUUCUGAAAGUUCCUGAUAUACCGGUUUCACCUGCUUCUGCAUCACAGCAAUUCUCUCAAGCCCCUAGCUCAAGAGAAAAAGAUGAAGGCAACGAAACAAAAUAGGAUAGGUGAGACAUAUGAGUUUUCUGCUCAAAGAGGCAUUAAUUUGCUAGGUGUAACUUUGUCCUUUGCUUAACGACAGACUGUAAUUUUGCUGUAGUCCCCACCCCAAGGCAAUUUGUUUUGUGACAAAUUCUUACUUAGUGAGGAAAAAGGAAAUUGCUUGAGCAAUGACGAACCAUUUUGACCUGAGUGUUGUUGGAAAAAAAAUGGAAGGAUAAUUUAAUGACGAUAAGAGAUUUCCUUGGUCA
Molecule: messenger RNA, 1618 nt
Organism: Eucalyptus grandis
Lineage: Eukaryota; Viridiplantae; Streptophyta; Magnoliopsida; Myrtales; Myrtaceae
Product: mitochondrial inner membrane protein OXA1-like
Exons: 10
Coding region: 204-1370 (388 amino acids)
Biological process (GO): protein insertion into mitochondrial inner membrane from matrix; mitochondrial respiratory chain complex IV assembly
Cellular component (GO): mitochondrial inner membrane
Molecular function (GO): membrane insertase activity
Source: RefSeq, a predicted model, not a curated record